This is a messenger RNA of Paramuricea clavata, 1244 nucleotides long. The record is from the annotation of a GenBank genome assembly. NCBI's taxonomy places the organism in Eukaryota, Metazoa, Cnidaria, Anthozoa, Malacalcyonacea, Plexauridae.
AUGGGACAUCUCGGUCAUGAAAGAGUUUUUGAUCUUGUCCGAGCUAGAGUCUACUGGCCCAGCAUGCAUUCAGAUAUUAAACAUUAUGUCCAAAACGUUUGUUGCUGCCUCAAACAAAAACGACCUGCAACCACACAGCGUGAACCUCUCCAUCCAAUUGAAACAACAUCCCCAUUUCAACUGGUGUCGAUUGAUUUUCUCCAUCUGGAAAAAAGUAAAGGAGGGUACGAAUACAUCCUAGUUAUAAUGGACCAUUUCACAAGGUUUGCCCAAGCGUACCCAACAAGAAACAAGUCGGCAAAAACAGCGGCACAAAAAGUAUACAAUGAUUUCAUCCUUCGAUUCGGCUAUCCACAAACAAUCCACCACGACCAAGGUGGAGAGUUUGAAAACAAGCUCUUUUACCAACUCGACCAACUUUGCGGUAUGACCCACUCCAGAACGACCCCCUACCACCCACAAGGGAAUGGGCAAGUGGAACGUUUUAAUCGCAUUCUUCUUGGUAUGCUCCGAAGUCCGAACCCUUCCAGAGACCUACAAAUCUCGAUGGUCGGAUCACUUGAACAAACUAGUGUAUGUCUACAAUUGCACAAGAUGUGAUUCCACCGGAUUUUGGCAGAAACCCACCCCUCCCAUUUGAUCGAUUAUUUGGUUUAUGUCCAUCGAAGGAACACGCACAAUCAUACGAGACUUACGUUGAAAAUUGGCGUAAAGCUAUGGAACAAGCACAUCAGAUAGCAUCGCAGAAGGCAUCUAAAGCAUCCACGAAGGGUAAACGUCAAUUUGACAAGAAAGCUAGAGCGGUAUUACUGAAACCUGGUGACCGAGUUUUGGUCCGAAACCUGAGAGAGACGGGAGGCCCAGGAAAAAUAAGAGCAUACUGGGAAAAAGACAUCUAUAUUGUGACACAACAGAAAGGUACAAACGUUCCAGUCUAUGAAGUGAAACGAGAAUCGGGACUUGGAACACCGCGGGUACUGCACCGUAAUUUGCUGCUUCCAUGUCCAUAUCUCUGUGAUGAAAGAGAAAAUGAUCAGGACCGAGAAGUAAAGAAAACUAUGCAACGUGAUCGUCGAACAAAGCGAGUAGAAAACGAAGGAGGGAGAAAUGGCCAGUGCCUAGAGUCAGAGGAAGACGAGGAAGAACUAAUGUUCGUCCCAGCAGCGUUGAGGAAUGAAAAUCCAAUUCUUCGUGAGAACGAGUCUGAAGAACAAAAUGUGGAUAAUGUGAAACUUACUAGAUGA